Molecule: messenger RNA, 748 nt
Organism: Contarinia nasturtii (swede midge)
Lineage: Eukaryota; Metazoa; Arthropoda; Insecta; Diptera; Cecidomyiidae
Exons: 1
Coding region: 319-633 (104 amino acids)
Source: RefSeq, a predicted model, not a curated record
UUCAGUUUUCAUUGUACCGCGUGAAUGGCGGGACACAUAGAAAGAUUACACAGAAAGCAACGAAACCAUUUAAAAAAAAAUUCAUCUCAUACAUAUAUAACAACGCUGAUGGCAAAUCAACAUAGUACGUUGUAUGACUGUGACGAUAUUAAAAGAAUUUGAAGAGCAAUACUUGUUGGAUCGAUGUAUUGUCGUUGAAAUUAAGUUGUUUUGAGUCGGAAUUUUUCUGUUAAAUUCUAUUUGUUUCUUUUUAAACCAAAUUUGUGUUUCACAAAAAAAAAUAAAAGAAAGAGAAAAAGAAAAAGUGAAGAAAUAAGCAUGGUGUUCGAAAUGCUAUGCAAUAGAAGCAGUUUUCUAUUUUUCGUUAUGUUGAGCUUGUGCAUGCAAUUGUGUUCGGUUAGUGGACAUCCAUAUGAUCCGGAUGAUAAAAAGAUUGAAAGCGUCAUCCCAAAAGAUGGUACAUUCGAAGCAUUUUAUCCACGUGAAACGGCUGGCAUACCAAACGGUGCGGUACGUGCACCACAUUCACAUGGCAGUUUCUUCAAGUAUCGACAUCCAGCUUUGAUUGAAACCAAAAAUAGUGCAGCCUAUGGUUUUCGAUUCGAUGGAAUGCGUCGCUUCAAUUUUGAUUAAUACAACUUUUUCUUUAUUACCCAAAUAGUUUCAAAAUUAUUUGAUUUUGAGACCGAAUUAUUUUUUCUUGAAAUAGAAAUAAAGAUUAUUAAAGAAAGAAAAGUGAUGAAAAGCU